Molecule: messenger RNA, 1140 nt
Organism: Pedinophyceae sp. YPF-701
Lineage: Eukaryota; Viridiplantae; Chlorophyta; Pedinophyceae
Source: the annotation of a GenBank genome assembly
AUGAUCGAACCCAAGCGCGCUUAUGGUCCGUCGAAUGGCGCUACUCUCAACGACAGCAACGGCGGCAACCAGCACCGCAAGGGUGGGCGCGGCAAGGGUGGGCGCGCCGGGCGGUCCGGCGGCCACAGACCCGCGAGUGCCGCGCCACGAAGCAACACCAACGGCAGCGAGAACCGCCCCCCGGCCGCCGCGAACGCCGCAGGCGCUGGGCCUAUCCCGGCGGACCAGGUGCAGCAGCUGACAGAGGCGGAGCGCCGUGCCGCGCGCGCGGAGCGGUUCGGGGCCGCAGGCGGCCGCGGGGGCGACCGCAGGCGCGGCGGGAAGGAGCGUCGGCAGCGGCGCGAUGACGCGCUUGUGUGUGCGGCCCCCCGCGUGCCCGACGGCGUGCCUGAGGAGGACCGCGACCUGUACGGGCCGAGGUUGGCGCGGGGGCCCAAGGGCAAGAACACGCAGAGCUUCGACCCCGAGCGCAGUCAGCGCCCCGCGGACAUGCGCGUGGUGGUGGCGCGGCCCGACCGCGAGACGCUGGGCCGGCCGUUCAUGGGGCGCGACGUGGUGUUUGUGCCGGACUUCUUCUGCCACGAGGACGACAAGACCGCGUACGACCAGCUGCUCAAGGAGAUCACGGAGCAAGGCAAAGAAGGCCGGGAGCUCUUCGUGCCGUGGCACGGCGACUCGCACGUCAUCGCGAGCGACAACCUCUACGACUGGUCCAAGUGCCCCACCUUCAAGUCCGUCGUCCAGAAGAUCGAGGCGUACUUCAACAUGCACGUGCAAGCCACCCGCUUCAACUGGUACCGCGACGACGCCGAGUGGAAGCCGUACCACCACGACGCCGCGGCGAUCAAGCCGCGCUUCUCCACGAUCCAGAACUGCACCGUCGCGGUCAGCUUCGGGCGGGAGCGCGACUGUGCGUUUGAGCAUGCGGCGUCCGGCGCCACCGUGUCCGUGCCGCAGCCCAACGGGUCGGCGUACGCGUUCGGGCGCGACGUCAACGUGGAGUGGCGGCACGGCGUGCCGCAGCUGCCGGAGGCGCGCCGGACGGGCGAGGGGCGCGUGAGCAUCAUUGCGUGGGGGUGGGUCGAUCAGGUGUACGAGCGCGGCGACGCGCAGCGCAAGGCGCACGCCAAGGUGCAGUGA